AUCCAACCCGUUUCCAACUUUUGCUUGAGAGCUGAAAUGAAAACCUUUAGGAAAGAGAGCAAUUCACCGUUUUUAUUCAUCAUUUUUUAAACAGGAAUAUAAAUAAAUAUAUAGACGCUGGAGUUGACAUGGCGUGAAGCCGCUCGUGAAGUUUGCGUCAGUUUACUUAAGGCUGUUUUCACUGGAAAACGUGAUGCAAUUCUGUCCCAGGGAGGGUGUUGAGGUGUUUUGGAGCAACGGUAGUGUUUUACUGUUUGGCUGAGUGAAGUGAUACGCCCACUGCCCACACUGGUCCAGCUGGGCUCGACCCUGGAAUAUUUCAGAGGGUCAGUCGGUAUGGCGGAUGGGGAGGAGGCCAUGAGCCAGGAGGACUGGAAGGAGAAGUGUACAGUCCUGGAGGCUCUGCUCAUGAAGUUCAGAGUGCAGAUUAUCAAGAUCCGAGAACUCACCGCUGACAAAAUUCAACAACUGGAGACUCAGGUGAUCAAUGCAGAAAAACGGGCCUUCACUGCUCACCAGCAGGUGCAGUGGAUGGAGGAGAAGCUGAAAGCACCAGACGGCCAGUCCGGAGACUCAGAGGUGCGUUUGUUUCAGCGAUGCCAGGAGCUGCAGGCCCUGGUGCAGGAGAAGGAGGACGUCAUCGCCCAGCUGGAGCAGCAGCUGGAGGAGCAGAAACAGAUCAGACUUCAAGAUGCCAAAACAGUGGAGGAGAAAGCAGCUAAGAUCAAGGAGUGGGUGAUGCUGAAGUUGUCAGAGUUUGAGGUAGAGAAUGCAGCAUUAAGAGAAACCAACAAGCAACAGGAGGCUCAGAUUCUGAAGCUGCAGAAACAAGUGCAAGCCUUCGAGCAGAAGUGUGGUGGUGGACGAGGAGUCCUGUGCAGACCUGGUGAGGCCCAGCGUCUCAGCAGCCUGACGUUUGGCUGUUUCCAGGUGAGAGGGAAGAACCCUCAGGUCCUCACUGGGCCAGCACCUUCCCAGAGGACCCUUAGCACCCAGGAAGAGACUGAGGGCAGAGAUGAAAAUGUGAAGAGUAAGCAGGCAGCCUCCUCAGAGAUAGAUGGUGAAGUCCAUGGACCUGACCCAACUGGACUUUUGUGUUCUCCUGUAGAGGAUGACAGUGCAUCUGAAAGCUUGGGUGAGAAUGCAUGUGGACGUGAGUCUCGGGGGGUCUCCUCUGUGCUCUCCAGCGCUGCAUCCGAGGGUGAGGGAGGAGGAGGGUGUGAGGGCAGAGGAGGAGGUGGAGUGUGUGGUCUGGAGUUCAGCCGCCCAGGCAGUGAGACCUACCUGACUGCUUCAGAUGACAGCAGCUCUCUGUUUGACGAUGACAUGCAGAGAGCGGAGCGGCCCAGCUUCAGCCUCCUGGGAUCAUCAGAUGGGACCCUGGGAGGAUGUAAAGACGGGGAGGAGGAGGCACACAGGGCCAAGCUGGAGGACUGCACCUCUGAGGAACUCAACAAACGAUUCCAGUCACAAAGACUUGACUCCUCAUCCUCUUCCAGUGAACCAAACACCCCCAGCCCCAUCCUCACGCCAGCCCUUACACCUAAACGACCAAACCCACCCCAGGACCCAAGGGACAACCCUGCCUCACCCAAACAGCCGCGUCUCCGCACCCCAGCGGGGUUUGGGUUGAUGAAUGUGUCACUGGCCAAGAAACACUUGAGCCAGCCGCCAAUCAGCACAGAGGCAGCUCAUGGACAAACACGUAAUGCCCUCAGCAUGCUGCGCCCCUUCCGGCCACAGGAAACUGACCUUGACCAGGAGCAGGAGGUUGGCAUGGAGACCGGCAGGGACACACCUCCUCAAGUCCCUCCCAGCUCACGAGCUACACCUACCAUGCCUUCGUUGCUGACCUCACCUGAUCCUGGCACAGAUAUGAGCCCAGAGAGGCCGGACGGUGACAUCUCAGCACCUGGCAGCAAACCUCCUACUCCCCCUUUACACAGGCUGCCUUCCUGGGAGAGUCGUAUCUAUGCUGUGGCUAAAUCAGGAAUCAGACUGUCUGAAACAUCCUGCACAGACAAUGCUAGCAAAGACUCUUCCCUCCAGUCAUCCUAUCCUGCCUUUGUAAUGUACACAUCCCUCAUCUAUAAAAACAUGACUACACCAGUUUACACUACUCUGAAGGGGAAAGCCACUCUACUGAGCAGCAGUCCGUUCUCAGACGAGUCGUCCAGCUCUGAGGAGUCGUCCAGUUCAGGAGAGGAGGAUGGCUCCUUCUGCAGCUCCCACACCUCCUCGAGCUCCCGCAAGGACAGCAGCCCCGGCAGCCCGCGCUCUCUCAAGAGAGCUGUGUCCAUGUCUUCAAUGACAUCAGAGAGCGACUAUGCCAUCCCUCCUGAUGCCUACUCCACAGACACAGAAUGCUCUGAACCAGAGCAGAAAUUACCCAAGACCUGCUCUUCAGGCGGCGACAACGGCAAGAGUGAGCCGAUGGAGAAGUCAGGCUACCUGUUGAAAAUGGUAAAGACCUGGAAGAAAACCUGGAAGAGACGCUGGUUUGUCCUCAAAGAUGGAGAGCUGCUCUACUUUAAGUCACCUAGUGAUGUGAUCAGGAAACCUCAGGGUCAAAUCGAGGUGAACGCCACUAGCAGCAUCGCCCGUGGAGAGGGAAAACAAGUUCUUCAGAUAGUGACAGGGAAGCGUGUUUACUACCUGAAGGCUGACUCUCCUAACUUGCUGGAGGAGUGGCUCAGGGUGCUGCUGAGCGUGCUGAGGGUGAAAGCUGCCAGUCCUCUCUUCACCCAGCCGGAUAUUCGCCCUGGCAUGAAGGGACUGCUCAUAAAGGUAAAGCACGGCUACUCUAAGCGGGUUUGGUGCGCUCUGAUUGGUAAAACGCUGUACUACUUCCGGAGCCAAGAGGACAAGUUCCCACUAGGUCAGAUUAAGCUGUGGGAGGCCAGGGUGGAGGAGGUGGACAGGUCCAGGGAUUCAGAUGAUGACCUGAAGAUGUGUGGGCGGGGCUUACAGGGAGCACCCUUCACCAUCGCUAUCCACCCACAGGAGCAAGGGCCGACCUACCUGCUGAUCGAGUCCCGCCAUGAAAAGGAUUCAUGGCUGUACCAUCUGUCUGUGGCAGCAGGCACCACAGUGGGUAAAGUUGGCACUGAGUUCGAACAACUGGUGGGAAAACUCUUCCAACUGGAUGGAGAUCCAAACUCUCAGAUCUGGAGACAUCCCGUGCUGUGCUUCAGUAAGGAGGCUCUGUCAUCUCCUCUCACUACCCUGCCCUCACAGGCUCUUCAGACAGAAGCUGUUAAACUCUUCAAGACUUGUCAGCUUUUCAUCAAUGUGGCCAUCGAUGCCCCGGCUAUCGACUACCAUGUCUCGCUGGCCCAGAGUGCCCUGCAGGUGUGUCUGGCCCACCCAGAGCUUCAGAACGAGUUGUUUUGCCAGCUCAUCAAGCAGACCCGGAAGAGGCAGCCACACGGCCAUCCAGGACCACUGCAGGGCUGGCAGUUUCUAGCCUUGUGUGUAGGACUGUUUCUGCCUCAGCAUCCUUUCCUCUGGCUCCUCCAAGUUCACCUCAAAAGACACGGAGACUCCAGGACUGAGGUGGGUAAGUAUGCCAUUUACUGCCAGCGGUCCAUGGAGCGGACUCAGCAGAAGGGUGAAAGGCAGGCCAGGCCAUCCCGUAUGGAGAUCCUUUCUAUCCUGCUGAGGAAUCCCUACCAUCACUCGCUGCCAUUCAGCGUCCCUGUUCACUUCCUCAACAACACCUACCAGGUGGUGAGUUUCGAUGCUUCAACCACAGUGGACGAGUUCCAGUGUCGCCUCAACCAGGACACCUGCAUGAGAAAAACUGGGCUAUCUGGUUUCAGUCUGUACACUGAUGACCCUACUGGACGAGAGCUUGAACACUGUCUGCAAGGAAGCAUCAAGAUAUGCGACAUUAUCUCCAAAUGGGAGCAGGCCUGUAAGGAGCAGCACACUGGCAAGUCUGAAAACACCAGGACUGUUCGCCUCACUUACAAGAACAGGCUGUACUUCUCUCUCCAGGUCAGGGGGGAGUCAGAGAGGGAGAGGUUGCUGUUGGCAUAUCAGACCAAUGAAGCCAUUGUAGCGGGACACUUUCCUGUCAACAAGGAACUGGCUCUGGAAAUGGCUGCCCUGUUGGCCCAGGUGGAGUUUGGGGAUUUUGAGCGUCCCUUCUCUGCUCCUGGAUCAGCCCAGACCAAGUCUAACCAAACCCUGAAACAGGUUCUGGAAAGAUUUUACCCUAAACACUACCGCAGAACCACAUCUGAGGAGCAGCUCAGGCAACUGCUGCAGCGUCUCUCUGCCCGCUGGGCCUCACUCAGAGGUCGAAGUUCAUCUGAGUGUGUCAGGAUCUACCUGACUGUUGCCAGGAAGUGGCCUUUCUUUGGGGCCAAACUAUUUGAAGCAGAGUCUAUUACUCCUUCUCCAGAGCAGGGUGUGCGUGUUUGGCUGGCAGUACAUGAAGAUGGUAUCAGUGUUCUGGAACACAACUCUAUCAAACCGCUGGUGUCCCAUCCCUACAAGAACCUGAUGACGUUUGGGGGCUGCAAACAGGACUUAAUGCUGGUGGUGGGACAGAGUAUUGGUACCAACACCAGCAAAGACAAACCUACAGAGAAACAUCUAUUUGCCAUGGACGCCUCCAAGAUCAGGGAAAUCACCCUCCUCGUUUCCAGUUACAUCAAUAGUGCUCAUCAGCAGAAGGCCGCUGCCCACCACCUCUCUGCCCCCGCUCUGAUGGUGGCCCAGCCCGUCAGCCUGAAGAGCAAAGAGCUGAGGAGCAAAUCCCCACCGGCGCUGGGACGCCCGAGCAAGGCCCCCACGCUGCUGUGACAAUAUAACACCCUGAUCUCUCUGUAAAAUACUCACUUUGUUGAGUUGCCUUUUACCUUAUUUACAUUUGAAAAACUUAUUUUACAGGUGCACUAGGACUGAUUCAGAUCCUGUACAUUUGCCUUACUAGGCCAGAUUCAUUUCUGGUAAGUGGCAUGGUCUGUUUUGACAAAUACUAUCUCCCUAAACCAUGAGUGCUUCAUCCAGAUGAAGUUGAAUUAAGAAAAAAACUUCUCUUCCUCUCCUCUCUGUUUGGUACAACCUGAUAUAACAGACCAGCUGAGGUGGCAGCAGUUCACUGAUAUCAUCAUACAGGAUUAUUGGGAGUUGAUGUCCUUCAGUUAUAAGCAGUUAACCUUCUGAGAGGUUACUCUGUGCCUUUCUCAGAGAACACAUUAUGAGAUUUGGGCUUAAACUGGAGCUGUGAGCUUUGUACUAAGGUACAAGGCUGUCUAGGAACAAAUAAGGAGCUUUGGUUAACAUCCUCCAAGGAUAUUUUCUGUUUCCCUGAUGAAUAUGUUGCUUUUAUGUUCGAACUCCAAAGAGAAAAGUCAACAGCAUUUAUUGACAGCUAGCUAGUGUUCUGAAAUGUCUCAUUAAUCUGUGCUGUCUGGUACAUUUCCUUAGGUAAAGAUGCUGUUUGUGGUUAAAUUUGGUAUUCCCACCUUCAAAAAUAACGCAGUAAUACUCCGUAUAGAAGAGGUAAUGAUGCUUUAUGAAGAAAUCAUUUAGAGGGUAUUUUUGUAUUAUUUUCUGGGGCACAGUAUCUCUGUAUCAGGAACAUAAACUCUUGCAGUGUUCAGUAUUGUUGUAUAAUGAAGCUUAUCCAACAAUAUGAUGAAAGCUGGACGAAAUAAUGGCAAACCAGCUGCAGCUGAGGAGAACAGCUUUUUUAAAAAAAACCUUAAACUAACUGUGGUGAAAAUGUAAGUGCUUUAGGAACAUCACAGCAGUUGUGAUAGAUGUAGAUUGGAUGAGUUGGUUGUGUUGAGAAAGACUGAACCAUAUGAGGAAACUAGAUUGUGCCCUUUGUGCUUUUAGUUACUGAACAGCCAGGAGAGCUGUGAAACUUUAAUCGUGUACAAAUACUCCAGGCCUGUGUGUUGGAAUGAAAGUCAACGUGUGCAUCCACAUCAUUUGGGGAAGUAUCGCAGGGCUGGGGAAAAGAAAUGAAGUCUGUGUUUGUGUACAGUGAAUCAGAGGAAGAUGGUAAGAGGAUGUGACAAAUGCUGAAAGAAAAGGUUAUUGUUUGAUUGUGAGUUUGUUACCUGGUGUGACAAAAUAUGAAGGUAUUUUAAUGAAGCAGAUAUAGUGACCCAUUUAACUUGAAGAUAAACUGGAAAAACAGGACAUUUUAUGUGUAAGGUACUUUUAAAAAACUUUUUUUCUCUCCCGCUUCUGACUUACAUCUGUAUACAGCAAGAAUUGUCAGGUAUUAUAUUUAUUUGUCAUAUUAAAUACAUUGUAUUUAAAUCA
Messenger RNA from Lates calcarifer (barramundi perch), 6288 nucleotides. It is a transcript of the gene plekhh2, whose product is annotated as pleckstrin homology domain containing, family H (with MyTH4 domain) member 2. Bases 337 to 4812 code for a protein of 1491 amino acids. Lineage: Eukaryota; Metazoa; Chordata; Actinopteri; Centropomidae. Gene Ontology annotation, molecular function: actin binding. The transcript has 31 exons. Gene Ontology annotation, biological process: negative regulation of actin filament depolymerization. Gene Ontology annotation, cellular component: cytoplasm; cytoskeleton. The record is from RefSeq and is a predicted model, not a curated record.